AUGUACAACUGCAGUAAUCAGCUACGUGCUUUUGUUACUCUACGAACAACCACAGCUGAUGAUACAUGUUGUUUUACUAAAAGACAAUUAGUAAGUCCUAAAGACGUUCUGCCUGGUCUUCCUCAACUAGCUACAUAUAAUUAUUUAAAUGUAGUACCCCAUUGGAGUACAUGUGGAACAGAGAACUGGGAUGAAGUAGAACUCCGAGUUAGACAACUCGUGAAAAGUCUCAAUAUGAAUUUAGAGGUUUGGACAGGAUCAUCUCAAACAAUAAAGGCGACAGACAUUACAACGACAUACUUAUCGGAUGAAUAUAAUGAACAACCGAUAUCGCCGUAUUUAUGGAAGGUACUGCAUAAUCCUGAAAAUGACGAAGCGCUUGCUAUUAUUCAAAUCAACAUACCCAGAUUGACGCUAACUGAUGCAGUAAAAUAUAUACCAUGUAAAGAUAUAUGCCAUGAAACAGAAUGGAUGAGAAAUCCUAAUUGGUACAUUAUGAGCAAAGGGUUAAUUAUUUGCUACAGCUUAGAAGAUUUCCAAACAGCCUUCGGUUAUACAGAACUAUUCAUAAGUGCAUCUCAUAUUUUGGCACAAAAUGUUAUUCCAAGACAUUCCCUAACAAAA
Messenger RNA from Brenthis ino (lesser marbled fritillary), 624 nucleotides. The record is from the annotation of a GenBank genome assembly. NCBI's taxonomy places the organism in Eukaryota, Metazoa, Arthropoda, Insecta, Lepidoptera, Nymphalidae.